AGAAAGGCUCAUACCUAGAUCGGGCGCAUUACUCAAAGCUUUGAGAAAUGUGCUCGACGCAGACGAGAGAGCCUCGAAAGAGGCCGAUCAUCAUUUCUCAACGUCCCGUCAUCAAGUUGUUAUUGUUGCUCGCAUUUUGGGCCUGUUCUGCUAGCCAUGUCUAUGCAGCCCAUUUCCAGAUUGGAAAGAGUUAUCAGUACUCUAUUUCCACUCAAGUGGAAUCCAUAUCUGAUAUGAGCAAGACGAUAUUGAAUUCGGGUCCAGAACUAUCAGUUAAACCGGCACAUAAGAAUGGCAAUGCCGAAAUGAAGCUUGAUGCCAAAUUCACAAUCAAACCUUAUGAUACUGACGAAGCCAACCGCACCCUAUGCCAAUUCGUCUUCAUUGGCCAUCCCCGCAUAAUCGUAACUGCUCCACUGCCAGAGGGAGGUAUCAAGCGCUCAGAAACACCGACGGAUUAUGAUUUCAAUUUGCACUGGUUUGGAUUUGCCGUGUCCGAUUCAGGCAUCGUGGAGGAAGUUUUCAGUGACCCGGAUGAGUUACGCGGGGUCUUAAACAUCAAAAAGGCGUAAGUGCAUACAAGUGCCUACAAAGUUCAGUUUGGAAAUCUAUCGAAGCGCGACUUCAAUUUCGUAUUUCAAAUAGCAUCGCAAACCUAUUUUCAGCUAAAUUAUACGAUGAAGAGAAGAAAUUAAGAUCUGCCGACUUCAACACUACAGAGACAGACAUGAGCGGGCGUCAUGAUGCUGCGUACUCUGUUGGCACCAGCACAGCCACCAGCAACCUAAGGUUCACCAAGCGGAUGUUAACGCGGCGAGACGAGGCCGAUGACGCAGAGACAGCAGAGCAAGAUCGCUUUACGCAUGAUCACGAAAAAAUCAUAGAGAAGCAUCCAGAGACGCAUGAGAUUCACAGCGUUGUCAUUACAGACCAUGUCUCGUCCGAAGGAAGCGCUGGUGUGCGAGGCAACUUUGGAGGUGUCGAGAAACGCAGCACUGAAGAUGCGCAUCUAUUGAUGAGUGCUACCGGCUCUACUGCACUCAAACUCUUACAUACAAGGUCCACUAAGGAUGCACAUACUAUCGCGACGCCAGCAAACAUUGUCAGGAUAUCCUUGUCCACCGAAAUUGCCGCCAAAACCGUGCCUCUCGAAACCGUUAUGAACAUCGUGGCUGAGAGCAUGGAGUGCUAUGACUCUUCUGUUCUACACAGUCGUAAACACCAUACACGCGGCGAAAAAGCGCAAUGCUUUGCACGAGCACGUAAAGCACUGCUAAGCCUCGAUCAGAAUCAAGCUGCCAUUGCUGUUCAGAAGCUUUUGUCCCAGUAUGUCCACACUGAUGUCGCAUAUGUUGCUGUGGAUCUUGCAGCGGAAGUAUGUACAGCCUUCACCAAUGUUGGCGAGACAAUUCUUGCAGAGACUUUUGGGGCUCGGUCUCGUCGUGACGUUCCUGAAGAGACGCUGGCGACUGCGCUCCAAGGGAUUUCCCGCUGCGCCAAGCCUACCAAGGUAGUUGCAGAGAUAGUUGAAGAGCUUACAAAGUAUUCAACAUUCAACGGAAGCUAUCAAGAGGAAACUGAAAAUGUUCAGCAACACGCUGCUCUAGCGCUUGGACUGAUGGCGCAGAAAAGCUUUGAGAAGAAUGAUACCGCUCUAGGAGAACAAUUGGUUUCAACCCUCCAUGAAAUGGUCGCGGAAGUCGAUCAUAGUCAAUAUCAUGUACUAAACUCGGACCGGGCAAAGUCAAAGAGAGAUUUUGACGACGAAGUUAUCGACGUUAGCCAUGCUGCUGCUUACCACGGCACUCUUCUCCUAGCGUUGGGAAAUGCCGCACACAAUAAAUCUAUCCCAGUGCUCCUUUCCCAUCUGAAGCGAAGCGAAGUAACUUCGAAUCAUUUCCCAGAAAUUGUGCGAGCGAGUGCAAUAAGGUCGCUCGGAUCUUAUCAUGGAUCGGAUAUCGAAGAUAUUCUCAUACUUGCCGCGACGGAAGGAGAUGACGGUGUGCGUUCCGCUGCACAUGCAGCAUAUAAGAAGCACAAGCGUAGCAUAUCGUUUGAAGAAGUCAUUGAAGGCGCGGAAGAACUGAAGCAUAUUCUUCAAAGUGACGAAGAUAGGUUUGAAAGAGUCAUGAAUGGAACUACCGACAUGGGCCUGUCUCGCCGCGCUUUACGAGCCAGAGGGUUGGUUUCCAUGUCACUCACCUCUACGUCUAUCGAGUUAAACAUGGAAACCCCAAAGUACUUUUGGGAACAGAGAUAUGGACCCAGCGUGGUUGGAGUUCGAGCCUUGGUCAAUUUCAAAAACAAAAUCAAUCUCUUUCUAUCCGUUCUGCGAACUCAAUUGACGAUAGACAUUAACAAUAGCGCACAGGCGUUUCUUUAUUUUGAUAUCGGUGGAUAUACCGAAGCUACUAUUUUUGAUGCUCAACUAAAAUUAUAUGCAAAAGUCGGGUAUGAUCUCGAUAUGAUCAAGAAUUUUAAGUUAUCCGAUCUAGCGAACAUCAAAUCUGCGUUUCUCAGAGGUAUUGACAAGGUCACCAGUCCUUUCACAAAGACUUAUCAAGAUGCCCUCAACGCAUUCGAUGUUCUGGUGUCCAAAUUUACGGCCAUGGAACAUUUGAUUGCGAAUUUCCCGUCGCAGGGUGCCUUUGGCCUAGCCGAUUUCUCUUUUGGGUUGAAUAACGUCACGGUACCCAGCGAUCCUGCGGAUGAAUCUGAUAUGCUCAACAUUAUAAACUUUUUUGGGUAUUUGGAAGCUCAAGUGAAAGCUUCUGCUAAGCAGCUGAAUUCCAAGGUAGUUGAUGGGAUUGACGAUGUCUUGGCGAAUGUGGCACAAGGAUUUGGCGAUGUUUCUGCGGGUGUUGACAAUGUGCUGAAUUGUCCCGCGCAAGCUGACAACACGAUCGUCCACGGAAUUGAGGGCAUCCAGUCCGGUUUAGGGCAGGUCGAAAAGGUGCUCGAGACACUCAAAUCGCUCCUUUCCGUCGAAGCUUUGGAGGGAAUGCUGCCUGACGUUGAACACGAGUUCCUGGAUCAGCUUCUAGCGCUCGCUGCGUCGAAGCCCAUAUUACUCGACUUUGUCCAACCCAGCGUGCAAUUAUAUAACACGACAAGCGAAAGCAUUCAAGCUGCUCAAAGGAAUAUUGCUGAGGCGUAUCGGAACUUCAAGCUUACUAUGGGAAAGCUCAGUGCUACACACAAUGAACUCAAGAAGUACCUCGGUAGCGUGUUCGGACCCAAAUUUGACCAACCGUUCCCUAAUCGAGUCGCCGCGGAUAAUAACGGUGCACCGAUGGCGUUUCCCAGCGCCAUGUUGGAUAAAAAGUACAACGGCAGUUUCCUAGAUGUGGAGGGAAGAGAAGAGAUCGUGGCUCCGCUUGACGGGACACUCAGCAGGGCUGAUGAUGGGGCGCUUAUUCUUUCUGUAACUGACGGCAGUCUAAGCAACUACAAUAUUAUAAUCAAUCGGGUGACUCCUUUAGUCGACCUCAACGUAGUCGUUGGUAAAACAAAGGUCAAAAGAGGAGAUUCCAUUGCGGCACCUAAAGGUUCCGAGAUCCACCUGAGUAUUCAGGAUAAGAGAGAUCCUAACGUAUGGCUAGAUCCCGGAAAAUAUCUGCCCCGUCGGAUUCCCACCAUUCUGUCCGGGUUCAAUCCGAACCCCAACUAUUAUUUGUUAACGAUUCUCGGGCGCAGCUAUGUCCCUCAGACCCCCAUCAUAGGCAAGCAAGCUCUGAACCAACAGGAUCUAGCGGAUGCUCUCGAUGCUAAAAAGGAGGCAGACAAGAGUGGUAAAUCUAAAACAAAGCCUAAAAAGAGCUCAAAAGCACGAAGAGCCCUGGAAUUCGAUGAACCUGAUUCCCACGCAGUUUCCCUUGCACGAAGAGCGUCCUUCAGCGGGUUUCCGGUGAACGUUCCGAACGUAUGUAUCGACGAUGAAUUCGAGAACGCUCAGGAGCUCUGCGCAGGUGGUAUGCUCCCGGAAUUCAGGAAGAGCAUCAAUAUUUUCCACGCGGAGAAAACAAUUCUUGUUGGAGGCAUGGUACCCGUGACGUUUGAAUUGGACUUUGACGCUAUUCUGGGGAUACAAGCGGGAAUGCGCGUCUGUCUGAUGGGAAUGACGUUAGAACCCACCGUUAUUCCAGCUUUCGCGAUUUCGGUAUCCGGUAGUCUUUCGCUUGACAUCUUUAUCGCGAGCGUUGGAUUGCAGGUUACUGGGAUUGUUGCAGACACGCAUGUGCCGAUAACAGUCCACUUUCCGCUGUCAAACUUCCCAAUUGGAACUUGUAUCGAUAUUAAUGUGGAGAUUGUUCCACUUGCCAUCGAGAUUGCUAUCAUAGUAACCAUAGACUUCUUCUUUUUCGACAUUACCUGGAGGGUCACCAUCGUCAGAUUCGCGCUAUCUACGAUCAAGAUUCGUGUGCUGGAUACCUGUCCUGCACCUGGAGCUCUCACAAUAUCAGAUGCGAGCGGAACGUUGGCUGACAGAACCCCACCAAUUAUCGACCAAUUAUUAGCGCAACAGGUAGUUGGUCUGACCCCGGUGAACCCGUUAUUGUUUACUCGCUUUGCUGCACACGAUGGAGAGUCAGGAAUUGCCGAAAUUAGCGUGGGCGUGGGGUGGGGACCAGGAGAUACAAGCAUCAUUCCACGCUCAACAGUCCCUAGAGACCAAGGGGAGAGUUUAACAUUCCCCGGUCCUACCGAUAAAGAGUGGUUUGAUGAGAUUGACUUGUAUGUCACUAUCACCGCCAAAAAUCAGCAAGGACUAGAAACCACAGCAUCGACCAAAGUUUUAUGGGAUCUAUCGCCCCCAAUUAUCAAUAUCUGGGAAACUGACCUGACGCAGCCGUCUGAGUUCGAAUUCUCCAUCGGAGAAAAUGAAACUUGGGUAGUUCAACGCAAAAAUCUACGAGCCUUCACAACCGAGGUUGAUCUUCAGCGGAAUGGUACCGCACUGCAGCCAUUGGUCGAUAAAUUGUCGUUUGCCUACAGCAUCAAAGAUGCCACUCCUCUCAGAGAAAUUUUAUGUGCGGUAGGCACAAGCAAGCAGGAAGGUGCCCUCAAUGAUACGGUUCCGUGGAUGAAGUUAGAUGCAAAUGCUACAAUGGGGAGACUCACAUUUCCCGGCUUGACACUUGAGCAUGGAAAAACAUAUUACCUGGCUAUUCAGGCGACAAAUACACUGGGAUACGUCUCGUCAGUUCAAUCAAAAGGCACCAUGGUGGAUGUGACUCCUCCAGACCUAGGGAGCCUUUAUUUCGGACAGAAGUUUCGGCGUGACUGGGAAGCAACAAACGCACAAUCGUCAGUCUUCUUCAAUUUCAAUGGAUUUAUUGACAAUGAAACGGAUAUUGCGGCUUGGAAUUUCGCAAUUGGGCCAAAUGACAUAGAUGCGGAUCUGAUACCAGUUGAUGUCGAUUCCUGGAUGCCUUACAAUGGGUGGACCAACUUUAUUGUACCGGGUCCCGGAGGAGCCGAUAUCGCCAUGUCCCUGAGCGGAUAUGAGCUACCAGAGGGUAAUCACACAAUUUGCAUUCAAGCAACAAACUGGGUUGGUUUGAAAACCCUUCGCUGCAGAAACGGAUACGUUGUUGACGCGACGCCUCCAACCGGUGGCAUCAGCAUCGCUCCCAGCACCGAACCUGGCUCACUUGGAGACAUUGUAUUAUCAUUUAAUUACUCUGAUAAUUUGUCCGGCGUGAAGUAUAUCAACGUUGGACUGGGUGAUGGAUACACUCCGAGAUAUACUGGUUACAUAACACUUGAUCCCAGUGCGACCCCGGGCAUUCAGAACUACACAAUUACAGUUGAUGAAAAGUUGAACGGGAAAUUGCUUUAUGGACAACUUCAAAUUGCCGACAAUGCUGGCAAUUUCUUUGCUUUGUCAACCGAGCGUCCUAUUGCAGUUGAUUUCUACCCCCCAACCCCAGGAACUGUUUUUGAUGGGGCUACUCUUUGGACGCAGGAUGAUUACAUUGACAGCAACCAGACACUCUGUUGCUCAUGGACAAGCUUUGUGUCUGCCGUGAGUGGAAUCGGGCGUAUUGACGUGUCCUUUGGAACUCUACCAGAGCAAACAGACAUUAUGGAUUGGACGGAGGUUGGAAGAUGGGAUUCGCAAGCCUGUCUUCCUGUAACGAAGGUUACUGUUCCGCAAGAUUCGAUCGUAUUUGCUAACGUACGAGCGUGGAAUGAUAAUGGACCUGAUUCGAAGUACUCCGUUGCCAGUUCGCGUGGAACAAUCAUCGAUAUCACUGGUCCAACACCCUUUGAAGCAAAGAUACUUACGGGCGGAAACGGCAUUUUCCAAAAUCAGCGGUUAUUUGUCACCUUGAACUGGACCUCUAGUUCAGAUGACGAAUCUGGCUUAUUAAAGUAUACAAUCCAGCUAUUGGAUAGCAACACAGGAGCUAUCCUCUAUCCCGAAACUAUCGUGGACUAUGCCCUACCGACUCGAACCAACGCGGUUCUGUACGGUGCACCAAUAUCCCAGGGGCAAACGUUUUACGCAGUGGUUACUGCAUACAAUGCUGCGGGAACUCGCAAUACUGCUGUUGCAACAACAGGAAAUGUCACCGUCGAUGAGACACCACCGUUGUUGAAGUUCCUCAAUUAUCGAGGAAAUAGCGUCUAUGGGACAACGACGUACAUUCAAACACCAGCGACUUUUACCAUUGAUUGGGAAUGGGACGAGCCCGAAUCAGGUCUCGCAAGUAAUGCACUUGCUUGCUGGAUAUUGGAUCCGGACUUGGUUGCCGUGCCGGGAGCUACGGCUAAUAUUACAAGUUCAGGAUGUACCAUCACUGCCAACCCACCAUUGAAAGAGUUCAACAGCUACACCGUCUUCGUUAGCGCUGUUAACCGAGCUGGUCUUUCGACCAGAGUCGGGUUUGAAAUUACAAUUGCAACAUUACCACCGGUACUUCUCGCAAGUGGUGUGGGGUCUGUUGCUUUGGGAACACCUUCGCUGCGUUUCUCAACCAAUAACGACGCAUUGCGAGGCUGGUUCUCUUAUCAGAAAACCAUUGUCCCUAUCACAAAUAUCUUCGUUUCGUUCAGUGAUGAGACCGGCUCCACCAAUUACACAAAUGGAUUCAUAGCUGUUGAGCCCUCCAGUACAUUCAUAGCUUAUCCAAUGGAUCUGGCAGCAAACCAGACAUAUUGCAUGACUGUAUACGCACGAAAUGUUGCUGGUUUAGAAUCUGUCUUGCAUGAAUCUGGGUGUGUGAAGAUUGUCCCCGGCGCAAAACCGGGAACCGUCUGGGAUGGGUUUAUGCCAAACGUCGAAACAAGGAUCCAAAUUGAGCGUGAUUUAGUAACGGCUACCUUCAAUGGGUUCAAGCAUUUUUUUGCCGGAGCAUUGUACACGUGGAGUAUGGGAACGACGCCCAACUCCACCGACGUUGUUCAGGAAACAUCUGCGUACCUUGUAUAUCCUUCCAAGAACUCUUCCGGGUUCAUCAAUUAUCCAUCGAGCGCACUGCAGCCAAAUGUGACCUACUUUAUUACGGUUUACGGAACAUUUGGCACGACGGGCCCUGACACCUUUACUGAAAAAGUGAGCUCAACUUCAGCUGGGUUCAGGGUCGCGUAUGAGGCUCCUUUUGAGCCCACUCUCCAGCUGGCCGAUGGCUCAAGCUACGUAUCAAAUGCGAGUGUAAACCAAAUUAAGGUUACGUGCGCAGCAAGCACAGGCUUGGGAAGCGAAGGAUUCGACUCACUUCAAGUGUCCAUUGGGAGAUUUGACACAGACGACGUUUUUCCACUCACGGUAUCGCAGUUUCCAGCAACUGAGCAAUAUUCAGUUGCCUUCCUAGCAAAUAUUAGUAGUAUACCAUACGGAACAGCAAGUUUUGCCAAAUGCAGCGCUGUAGACAGUAUCACAGGCACGUCCUCAACAGUUUACAGCAACCAUCUAGUUGUGGACGCCACCCCACCGGUUGCGCCCACCGACUUCGGGUGCUCCUCAGCUAUUGUUACUCCGCGACUGCCUUUCAGCUGCUCUUGGAGUGCUUUCGUAGACCCGGAAAGUGCUGUUGCUAAUGUCACAGUGUCUCUGGGCACAACAACUGGCGGGGUUGAAAUUCUUACUCCUAAGACCGUCGUUGGAAACUCUUACGUAUUUGAUCCUGCAUUUGUUUACCUAGAAACGCCAUCCUCGCAGUAUUUCGUGACUGUUACUGGUACAAACAGCGUGGGAAUGUCUUCAUCGGCCUACACCGUUCUCUCGAUUGAUAGGACACCACCAGAUACCAAGUACGACAAGAUUCUUUUUCUUUCGGAGGUCGAAGGGAUAAACUUUACAUCAUCAGCAUCGGCGCUACCCCGAAACGUCAUUGAUUGUCAUCGAGGAACGAACAAUAUCGUUGCGUCGUGGGACGGUGCCUUUACUGAUGCCGAGAGCGGCAUUGCGCGCUAUAGGGUUGCCGUGAAAGAGUACCAAGGUCAGGCAUUCUUGCUUAAGUGGAAGGACGUUGGAACUGCUACAACGGCAACCCUACAAUUAGAUGUUGCUCCCAGACCAGGAAGUCAAAUAGUGAUCGUGGUACGGGCUGUCAAUGGAGCGGGACUUUCUGCUCAGGCCACGUCGUCACCUCUGGGGGUAGUGGACAAUGGUCCAAUGCCCGUAUCGGUGUACUCCACAAGUGCUAGCAGUGGAUUCCAAAAAGACAGAAACGUCCUGUCUGCGGCAUGGAAGUUCACUCAUCCGUGCCCCAUCGCGGAGUAUCAAUGGUGGAUCAAAGAUAAUCUUACGAACGCAGUUGUAUGGCCAGUCACCUCCACUACGGAGACGGAAAUCGUAGCAGCAAACCUCGGACUCGUCCCAAUGAGAAGCUACGUUGUCAUAGUCAAGGCUUUCAAUAGCUUCGGAAUGUCGAACGCGGUACCGGCUGUAAGCGAUGCAGUCACGAUUGUCCAUUCACCUGCUAAAGCUGGGAAAGUCUGGGAUGGCCCGCUGCCAGGGAUUCAGCAGUCUUUCCAGAACGAUCCCCAUACGGUGUCCGCUUCUUGGGAGGACUUCUCCUCGGAUACCUGUUUUGUGGUGAAUUAUAGAUAUGCGGUUGGAACAGAUUAUUUAAUAAGCGACGGGGCUGCAAACAUUUUGAUCUGGACGGAUGCAGGCCUCACACGAAACUUUACUGCGUGGAUUUCUACCGAAUUGAAGCCAUACACAACAUAUUAUGUGACUGUACAGGCGACUUCUUGCACUGGUGACAUUGUUACUGGUGUUUCUCCUGGUUUUGUUAUUGGACUGAGAGAUCCUCCAACCGUCGGAGAGGUGUGGAUUGACAAUGGCUUGGGCAUAACCACUGCCACAUCUCAAGUAUCCACAGACACAGUGAAUAUUCAAUGGCGGGGUAUCACAUCGGUCUGGUCACCACUCGCCAUCGAUGUCGCACUAUCAAGCUCCGCGGAUUCAUCCAACAGCCAGAGUUACAUUGUGAAUUUCACUCAUGUGGACCCUAAUGCUGUGAUGUUUAACUUCACGGGAUUGUCUUUGAACGUCACGGAAAUCGGAGGCAAUCGAAGCGAAUAUUACGCUUUUGUUCGUGCGACAGAUCUGAACGCUCAGGGCACUAUUACUAAAAGUCUAGGAUUUAUUGUUAAUAACACACAGCCGGCGCCCUUAGUAAUUGCGUUUUCCGGGCAAGCUGAGAAUGCGACAGAGAGCUGGCAGGCGGCUUCUGGAAGUAUGACGAUAAACUUGGGGGAUUUUGGAGGCGAUAUUCAAGACAUACAGUACGCCGUGAUGCUGGAACCACCAGCUGAAAACAGCACCGGACAGUUGAGACGACGUGAUUCGGCAGAGGAUCCCGUCUCUAUGGCAUUGGACAAUCCUGAUCUCCUCACCGUCCCGUUCUCCUCUGUUGGAAGUGAUCUCAACACCACUAGUUCAAUUGAUAUUGCCGCUCCACUAACAGAAAGUGGUACGCAUCGAAUUCUCAUCAAAGCUGUGAACAAUGCAGGUCUCACUUCGUAUUCAGCGAGUGUUCCGCUGCACGUGGAUGUGACACCACCCAUUCUUGGAACUGUAAAACAAGGGUAUGACCCAUCCGUAAAUAUGGCCUAUACUGCCAGCAACAACUCUGUGGCCCUCACUUGGGCGGAAUCCGUUGGUGAAAGUCCAUGUCAACCUAAUGUUGACACUUUUACAUCGGGAGCGUCUGCUCGUUGGAGUAUCUCGUCAAGUCUGACGACCGAUUUUGGAUUGGAUGAUGCGAGAAUUGUGUUUUCCCCAAGCUGUGCAACCUUUGCUUCAAAUCGCCUUACGCUAGUCGCAGCAACCGACUCGGCUGAUGAACAUCUCACGCGUGGAUGUGAAGUAGUUUCCAACGUUUCGAUUUCCGGUGGAAGCUUUUCCUUCCGCUUCAAAGCGAGUCCAACCUACGGGGCUGCUAGCAGCAUCAUAUUGACAGAUAGUAAUAUUCCUGUCGUGGAGCGAAGCUUUGAAACUCAAAGCAAUUAUUACUUCAACAACAGCUGGCCAUAUAAUGCCAUUGGAAUCCAAAUUCUGGCUUUGGAUAAGCCAUCAGUGUACAUGUGGGCAGCAAAACCGGGCGAUAAAUCUUUACGAGGGGCGGAGGUGGACUUCUCUCAGGACCCGACUUCAGUUUAUCUCACCUACAGUGUGACUGUUCGCGAAGGAACAACCCAGGUAACGGUCACCGACGACGCAGGAUUGGUCGUAGGCUCCUCCCAGCUUCCUGGCCUGUUCGUUGGAACGGCAGGGAUUCAAGGUCUUCCGAAACUGGCUCCGUUGUUCCGGUUAUGGGCGGUCCGUAAAUUGGCAUCUACAGCAUCGAUGGUGUUUUCCAGCACCACCUUCCCUGGGCCACCGAAUGCCAGCUAUGGAUGCAACCAUGGCGAUCCCUUCCUAGAUCCUGAUUCUGGAAUUGAUUAUUACGAAAUUGGAAUCUCAACGGUUAUUGAGAAGUACGAUGUCCUCAACUUAACUCGUAUUAAUGUGGAGAAUUGGACGCAAACUUGCAACGACGCCACGUCGGACGUACCCUGCGUUCCUUCUCAAUGGUCACAGCCACUUACGUCCACAGACUCUGAGUUAAUCCGACUUGGAAGGCUCACAAACAUUACAUUGGAGUCAUACAUAUAUUCGCGAAAUUGGUGUGAUUUAUCCGCCGAGCAAGGUGGUUGCUCACCUUUAGCGAGUUGUACCAAGCGGGAAGAUGUCAACUUUCCAGUAUCAAAUCAGACUCUUGCUGUAGCAAAUAGGUAUAACUUACAGUACAUCUGCACAUGUCAGCCUGGCUAUGGAGGCAGUGGAUACCAGUUCGACUGUGAAGAUAUUGAUGAAUGUGGUAUUGCUGCUUCCUACAAUGUGUCUAUGUGUGCCACAGGUGCUACUUGUAGAAACAUUCCGGGAUCCUAUCUCUGUGAAUGCCCACCUGGGUAUACCGGCAAUCCUUAUUCUGCUACCGGAGAGCUCGAGCAAAGCGGCUGUAUUGAUAUCGAUGAGUGUGCCUCAAAUCCAUGUGGUUUGGCGGGCCGUUGCGAGAAUGUUCCAGGAAGCUAUAGAUGUAACUGCAACCCAGGGUUUACCGCUAUGGAUCAAUGGACUUGCGUAAAUGUAAACGAGUGCAUGACUUCCAACAAUUGCCAUAGUAAUGCCACGUGCGUGGAUACUUACGGAGGCCAUGAAUGUCGUUGUCCACCAGGAACCGUUGGUACCGGCAUCGGUACUGAUGGGUGUGUACUGCCUGACCCCAAAACUGGGUGUGCUGGAGCAGCUGUCCUUACUUCAUCAGCCCCACUGAACGCAUCGAUAUCCUCAAAAGAUAUUGACGAAGACCCACGAACUACUCGCAUGGUGAACACUCCUCGUCUCGCCCGCUGGUACAAGAUAACGGCGACGGGCGAACCAUUUGUUUUAUCAAGUUCGGCAUCGCAACCGUCUCGAAUGUGGCUAGUUGCCUUCCCCUCGUGUACAGCGAGCCCCGUUGCGAUUGCUAAGUGUAUGCCGGCACAGUCUCUGCAGUGCGCCAUCUCUAUCCCAUCUCUGAAAGGAGAGGUUUAUAUCGCGGUUUUGUCGGCAAAGGCAGUGACUGUUCAACUCAGCGUAUCUGGACUUACCGGCUUUACCUGCUCAAUAGCGUGUCAAAAUGGGGGUGUGUGUAUCGGGCCCAAUAUGUGUUCCUGCCCACCGAACUGGAGUGGGCCGACCUGUGCGACCGCUGUACGACAAAUGCUGCCGCGCCAGACUAUUAACUUAAAUGAGACCUGCUUGGGCCCAUUUACGGUCAAUGGAACAACCUAUUCGUCAUGCGCUCCUGGCGUUAAGCCUGAUGUAGCUCCAUCUGCUCCAGGGUACAGUUUCCAAGGAUGCUGGUCGUUCGGGGACCUUUCGCAAGUCCUUCAUAUUGCGCUAGCUACGAAUAAUUACACAACAAUCCUUUCGCAAGCGACGUUAGCUUUCCCGCAAACCAAAUCUUACCGGGAUAUUUCUCUGGACGUGUGCGCAUCCCGAUGUGCCGAGAUCAAUCUACCCUUCUUCGUUUAUACGUCUGCAACAACAACCGCACCUGCUGGGUGCGUUUGCAUGCCCACGCUAAUGAGCAACAGUCGGUUGGCGUCAGGAUCCCUCUGCUUUACUCGUGACAAAAUUACUAAAGCCCCGAUCUACGGGCUUGAUGCACUUGGAGCUGCUACCUUCCGGGCAGAGUUGCCUAUUCCAUGGUGUCCGCUGGUAUCAAACAGCAGCGUUCCUAGUCAGUUAUCCAGAACAGAUUAUUGUGCGCCUCGCAAAACUGUCACCGGCGAAACAUGUGUGUUUCCAUUCUACUAUCAAGGAAAACUCUACACGGAGUGCACAUACGCAGACGACAUCAGGCCAUGGUGUUACACAAACGCUUUGUUCUCGAAGAGAGGGUAUUGUGUUGGAAUCGACUGGUGUUCUGGACCUACUGGUCCUAACCCGGCUAAUGGAAAAUGCGUAUCGAGUUUAACGUCUCCAACAGAGUCGUACACCACUGUCUGCAACGAUGGAUUCCGGCGUAGUGGUUUGGAAUGUGUAGACAUUGAUGAAUGCGCUGAGGGUAUCAACAGCUGUGAUUUCAGAACCACUACAUGUGUAAACGACAUCGGCAGUUACCAUUGCGUCUGCAAUGAUGGCUAUGUACCAAGUAGCAGUAAUAUGACUUGCAUAAAACCAGCGAACGCGACUGUCCCAACCGCAGCUACCCCGGGAUCUAUUGCUCCAGCUCCUCUCACGACGCCGGCAUCGUAUUACAUUGCUUUACGAGCCGUAAAUCGGGCCGGCUUAGGUUCGGUACUUUGGACUCGUGGUUUAACGAUCGAUCAGACGCCGCCGGUUCUUGGGAACCUCACGUUCAUGCGAGCUGGACAACCUGUUGGAGCAACCAGCGAUGGGCACCUUACUCUUACGUGGGAGGCCAUGGAUGAUGGAUCCGACAUCGCGUAUUACGAGUGGGCGCUCGGGACGGCCGUAAAUCGUAGUGAUUUGCUGGGUUGGAGUUUUACGCAAGACAGCCAGGUCACAGCGAGUCUCGUCAAUGUAUCGGGUCUGUUGGAGAUCUACCUCACUGUCAGGGCAGUGAAUAACGCGCUACUCUCAACGAUCGACGUUACUAGUAUACUUGUUGAUACCAGUCCGCCAAAUGCAGCUGGUGCUCAGGUUUCCCUCGCGAAUUAUGGUCGUGUGGUGCAAUGGAGUGGUUUUGUGCCAGGACGAUCACGUAUUUAUCAGUACGAGCUGGCAAUUGGAUCAGUGCAGGGAGCAAUUGAUAUUAUGCCAUAUAAGUCAGUAUCAAAUGGCAGUAUCCUCUCCACAACAAUUCCAGCCGACAGGAUGACAGUUCCGGUUCCCGUUUGGGUCACUGUUAAAGGAACCAACGACGCAUGGCUAAGUGCAACCGUAUCUAUUCCCACCCCACGGGUCGUGGUUGGCUAUGACGCUUAUGUUUUAACGCGAACUGCUGGCUCUACUACCGUUACCGUGGACGGAUUUGACGAGUCCACCACCACUCUCCAAGUGGUGGCAACAAAUAUACCCACCAAUCUAGGUAUUACUGUCCUACCAGUCUCGACAUAUACGUACAGUGUCGUUGGUAAUGACAGCACGACGGUCAUAUCCCCUCCUGCAACCCUCGUUCUGGCACUUGGGUGGAAAUACGCGAGGUACUUGGAUACCAGCGCCCUCUUUAUGGCUCUGACCCCGUCUGCGGACGUGGCGACGUUGUUCGGCUCCUCUGUGGUCACUGCAACGUUGCUUCCCGAUCAGGACCUCGUUGCUGCGGUUGUCACCCCUUAUAUUUUUGCACGUUUUAAAGGUUCCGCACAGUGGACUAUCGUACCAACUACAUAUGACGCUGCACUCCAUACAAUCGAUUUCGAUGUUGCGAAACCUGGGCAGUAUGCGCUGUACAACAACUGGGUAUCACCCGCAUUCUUGGAUCUUGAUCAAAAUGGCCGCGCAGACGUACUCGGAUAUAAGACGAACACCACCGACCAGUUAACAACUUAUUCAAGUUGGUCGUCUACCUUUAGUACCAGUAAUACGUGGUUAACUAUAGCUGCUUCCAAAACUAUCUCAUCAGUCGGGGACUACAACCAAGAUGGUACUUUCGACUACAUUACAAAGGAUUCGGUUGGAGCGUACGCCAUUGUAUAUCGCCCUGGCCUCCAAUUGCAAACUUUAAAGGGUCCAGACCAAAGCAUUUGCCCUGAUCGAGCCUUGGUCGGAUUUGCGGACCUAGAUGGUAAUGAUAUUUUAGAUACCUUUUGGGCAACCAAGGCUGGCGGACCCAUUGAUGGAGGCUCUUCAAUCACCGUUUGCGUUAUGGCCGACAAUGACUACGACCAAUCUUGCCAAGCAAACACUUUCUCUGCUUCGGGAACCCCAGUUGGAUUGGGAGUAUGGGAUUCAUUAGGUGUACUUGGCUUUGCUUGCACCGCCAACAUUUGCCGAUUCAGCAUUCAGGGGCUUGCGGUGCCGAACAGGGCAUCCCUUUUUGUUCCAGAGCAAGCUUUGACUUCCAUUUCAUCGUCAGUGACACUGCUAGAGCUAUCACUCGAAAUCCAUGCGGGGCAAACAUGGAGAGCAUCAGUACAAGGAGAUGUGGAUGGUGAUGGAUACACGGAUUUGCUUUUGCAGUGUAAAAGCACCCUUACUCAGGCAGGAUGUGGGCCGGCAAUGAAUUUGCGGGAGGCUCUCACGAUCGUGUAUAUACGACAGAACGGCCAGGUGACAACCGCUAUGGUUACGAAUACUGGAAUGGACUUGGCAAUGUCUACUUUGAUAGUUUGAAUGUAAAAUAAAGAACAACAGAGAAUAUUGGCCGGAAAUACAUAAUUGAUGUAAUUUCAG
This is a messenger RNA of Spizellomyces punctatus DAOM BR117, 15346 nucleotides long. RefSeq lists its product as hypothetical. The record is from RefSeq and is a predicted model, not a curated record. The transcript has 43 exons. Gene Ontology annotation, biological process: lipid transport. Gene Ontology annotation, molecular function: calcium ion binding; protein binding; lipid carrier activity. Lineage: Eukaryota; Fungi; Chytridiomycota; Chytridiomycetes; Spizellomycetales; Spizellomycetaceae. The coding region runs from base 728 to 15286 and encodes 4852 amino acids.